CUUCCAGCUGCUUGCAACACUCUCUGCUUUCUGACGUAGGAAUGCUCACACCAGACUUGCAUUCAGCAGCGCUCCUUUUCUGUCCAGCUCUGUCCCCAACCUCCUUCCCGACUGACUGAUACCACUCGCUUCCAUGUUUUUCUGCUUGUCCUCGUGCUUGACCAGCGCAGUUUCACUUUUGCAAACAUCUGUUUAUAUCCCUUGAGAGAAAAAUAUCAAGCGGCCUGCCUCAAAAGACGCUGUUGUGGCCGGUGAGCAAGGACAGCCUCCAAUGGAUAACUACACAGUGGGCCCGGACGAUGAAUAUGAUGUCCUCAUCUUAGACGACUACCUGGACAACAGUGGGCCGAACCAAGUUCCGGCCCCCGAGUUCCUCUCCUCCCAGCAGGUGCUGCAGUUCUGCUGCGCGGUGUUUGCAGUGGGUCUCUUGGACAACGUGCUGGCAGUGUUUAUCUUGUUGAAAUACAAAGGACUCAAGAAUCUGGGGAACAUCUACUUUCUAAACCUGGCCCUUUCAAACCUGUGUUUCCUGUUUCCCCUGCCGUUCUGGGCCCAUACUGCAGCACACGGGGAAAGCCCUGGCAACGGGACCUGUAAAGUUCUUGUCGGACUCCACUCCUCGGGCUUAUACAGCGAGGUGUUUUCCAACAUCCUCCUCCUUGUGCAAGGAUACAGGGUGUUUUCCCAAGGGCGACUGGCCUCCAUCUUCACGACAGUGUCUGGUGGUAUUGUUGCGUGCGUCCUGGCAUGGGCCAUGGCUACUGCGCUCUCUUUGCCCGAGUCUGUGUUUUAUGAGCCUCCGAUGGAAAGACAGAAACACAAGUGUGCCUUUGGCAAACCUCACUUCUUGCCAAUCGAAGCGCCGCUCUGGAAGUACGUUCUGACGUCAAAAAUGAUCAUCUUGGUACUUGCUCUUCCUCUGCUGGUUUUUAUAAUCUGCUGCAGGCAACUGAGGAGAAGGCAGAGCUUCAGGGAGAGGCAAUACGACCUCCGCAAGCCCGCUUGUGUCAUAACGGGCGUGUUCCUUUUGAUGUGGGCGCCUUACAACACUGUGCUUUUCCUGUCUGCUUUCCAGGAACACUUGUCCCUGCAGGAUGAGAAGAGCAGCUACCACCUGGACGCAAGUGUUCAGGUCACACAGCUUGUAGCGACCACCCACUGCUGCGUCAACCCGCUGCUCUAUUUGCUUCUUGACCAUAAGGCCUUUAUGAGAUACCUUCGCAGCCUGUUCCCACGGUGCAAUGAUAUCCCCUAUCAAAGUAGUGGAGGCUCUCAGCAAGCACCGCCAAGGGAAGGCCAUGGCAGGCCCAUUGAACUGUACAGCAAUUUGCAUCAAAGGCAGGAUAUAAUUAUAAUAUAAACACUCAACCUUGUCUCUUCACAUUGUUUUAUGUCAUUUUUAUAUGUUUGUAUAAAAAUAGAAUAGAAGAGGAAAGGGGGCUGGUUAAUGAACAUUUACUACUAAGUGUUGAAUUUUUCGUCUCUGGCACAGGGCUAAGUUAUUUAUAAAGGUGAAUUCCACUCUUCCUCUUUAGCGUUUGUCUGCAGUGUGGGCGUGGGCGGUGUGCAUUCCAUAAACUGAAGCUCGGUAGUUGUCCAAAGUUACAUAACUAUAAAGUGGCAAAACUGAUGUGUAAACUCGGAGACCACUGGCCCCAGAGCCCGUGAGUUAUCCAAGCGUGCCAGCCUUUCAGAAACUGUCAGCUAGCAGUGGUGGCACGUCUGUCAUCCCAGCACUCUAGGAGGCGGAGGCAGGAGGCAUCUCACAAAUGCAAGUGUAACCUGACUUCCCCCAACCUCAAUUCUUUGUUUUGUUGUUGUUGUUGUUCAUCAAAAUACAUGCAAUAAAUAUAUAUUUUAGAGC
Messenger RNA from Mus caroli (Ryukyu mouse), 1864 nucleotides. RefSeq names its product C-C motif chemokine receptor like 2 (gene Ccrl2). Gene Ontology annotation, biological process: immune response; inflammatory response; G protein-coupled receptor signaling pathway. The record is from RefSeq and is a predicted model, not a curated record. Gene Ontology annotation, molecular function: C-C chemokine binding; C-C chemokine receptor activity. Gene Ontology annotation, cellular component: external side of plasma membrane; membrane; cytoplasm. Lineage: Eukaryota; Metazoa; Chordata; Mammalia; Rodentia; Muridae.